Messenger RNA from Triticum turgidum subsp. durum (durum wheat), 441 nucleotides. The record is from the annotation of a GenBank genome assembly. NCBI's taxonomy places the organism in Eukaryota, Viridiplantae, Streptophyta, Magnoliopsida, Poales, Poaceae.
AUGUUUUCAAGGCUCAACCUCGACGCGCGUGACAUGACCGCGCUCUCCGGUGCCGACACCGUCGGGAUGGCCGACUGCAUGCACUACAGCGACCGCGUCUACGGCGCCGACCGCGAUGAGGAGAUCGACCCAUACUUUGCACAGACCAUGAAGCAGUCGUGCCAGGGUCCUUCUGGUAAGGCGCCGUUUGACAUGCAGACUCCAAUGAGGUUCGACAACGCUUACUACCGCAACCUUAUCGCGCGGCGCGGUCUCCUCACCUCCUACCAGACUCUCUACGGUGGUGGAGGUCCGCAGGACAAUCUCGUGGAGAUGUACAGCGCCGACGGUGAGGCGUUCGCGAGGGACUUUGCCAAGACCAUGGUGAAGAUGGGAAACGUGCCUCCGCCCAUGGGAAUGCCCGUGGAGGUGAGGCUCAAGUGCUCCACGGCCAACUAUUGA